UGAUCCAAGAGACUCAGGAAACUUGUGACUCCUGUGUCUUCUACAAGUCCAACAGCCUUUUCUGAUUUUAUUUUCAUUUCAAAAUACUGUCACUGCUCCCAGAAAUGUGUAGAAUUGUAGGGAGUUUACCAGCAGGUAUUCCUGGGUAGUUUGCCAUUUUUCUGAGCUGCCCAGCGAACUUGCAGAUGGACUGAUGAUGGUAUGGGGAAUUUGUGUUUGGGAGAGUUUAGCUGUUUCCUUGACAACAGCAUUUGGGGCUCCCAUGCACUGUGGGACUGAGACAAUUAAUGGGAAUGACUUAAAGAGUUAAAAGAAGAACAAAGAAAAUGUCAGCUGCAAGAUAAGAUUUUCUUCAAGCAAAAAUGUCAGAGAACUCCACUGAGUUGGUUAACUACCCUGACAAGAGCCAAGCAUUCCUUCCUGCAAUUCCCAUGAUUCCUGGAAACAGAGUGAAUCUUCUAGAAAACCGGGUGUCCAGUCAGGAGAGGACCACAGCUGUUCUCUUAGAUCAGGCCUUUCGAAUCAAAGAUGACAUUGUUUCUUAUCUUCAAGGAAGUAAGGGCCAUCAACAGGGGGAGGCAACAGCACGACAACUGCUGGAAAACCACAUACAGACUAUUACAAGCAUAGUUAAGAAGCUCAGCCAUGAUAUAGAGGUUUUGGAGAAACAAAUAAGAACAAGAGAUAAUGUUGCAACAGGAACUACUUUUGCUGUUCAAAGUUUGGACCAUAAAUACCUACAUGGAUUUGGAGACUUGCGUGGAAGGGUGGCCAGAUGUGAUGCGAGCAUUGCAAAGCUAUCUGGAGACAUAAAUAUCAUCAGGCACGAGAUCCAGAGGCUAGAGAAAGAGAUUGGUGGCAUCCGCUCUACCUCAGAAAGUUAUGCUAAUAAUUUAGAGAUGAAGGUAAUGCGGCUAUUAGACAAGAUCGAGACUUCCAACUCUGAGCAAAGCUCUCAUUUAAAGACAGUCCAGGGGGAUCAACACCAUGAAUUGCAACUUCUGGAUUUCAAGGUGAAUAGUCUUCUAAAUGACCUCCGGGAUCAAAUUCAGGACCAACGAAAAUGGACAGAAAUCCAGCUGAGGCGAUCUGAACAAGAACAAGCCUACCAUAAAGAUCAGUUUCUUAAUGCAAUGAAGGAGAGACUGGAAGCAGCAGAAAAGAAACUGGAAGAAAACCUUCACCUCUCGCUAAAGCUAGAGAAUAAUAAACCACAGCAAUAUGAAAUGGCGCUGAGCCAGGUGACAAAAUAUGAAAAUAAACUGCAUGCAAGAAUUACUAGAUUUGAAAGACAGAUCUGGAAUGAGCUGGAGGAAAUCCAGAAUGAAUAUAGAUCAGGAUUUCAGUCCAUUUAUGAAGCUCUCAACUCACUCCAACGAAUACAGAUGACAAAACUGAAACUAGAAAAAAAGAAAUUCCAGAAAGACAUUAAAAAAAUACGAUGCAAGGUAACUGAACUUCAGGAAGAGUGAAGCUUUUUCAGCAUUUGCCAUUGUUCUCUCAACUUAACAGGACUGUUGGCUUAAAGACUGAAACAAAGAAAACCUCAUGUCUCCAUAGCAUGUUACUGCUCUGCUUAAAUCAUAUUUUAUAGUAGAACCUUCAUGAUCUAGUGCAACACUAAAGAAAAUCAGUUUUGGUGA
Molecule: messenger RNA, 1643 nt
Organism: Chelonia mydas (Green sea turtle)
Lineage: Eukaryota; Metazoa; Chordata; Testudines; Cheloniidae
Gene: FAM81B
Product: family with sequence similarity 81 member B
Exons: 9
Coding region: 363-1472 (369 amino acids)
Source: RefSeq, a predicted model, not a curated record